This is a messenger RNA of Aspergillus campestris IBT 28561, 1535 nucleotides long. It is a transcript of the gene kat1, whose product is annotated as putative 3-ketoacyl-CoA ketothiolase (Kat1). Gene Ontology annotation, biological process: fatty acid beta-oxidation; phenylacetate catabolic process. The record is from RefSeq and is a predicted model, not a curated record. Gene Ontology annotation, molecular function: acetyl-CoA C-acyltransferase activity. Lineage: Eukaryota; Fungi; Ascomycota; Eurotiomycetes; Eurotiales; Aspergillaceae. Bases 148 to 1404 code for a protein of 418 amino acids. Gene Ontology annotation, cellular component: peroxisome. The transcript has 4 exons.
CUCCACUCUACUAUUUAAACCCUGUGUAGGUACCCUUCUUCCUCUUUUCCUACACUCCAUCUCAUACAUCCACAACCCCAUCUCCAACUCCUCCUACAAUCCAAUCCACAUUUGUGAAUCAACUACCAUACCCACAUACUGAACAAAAUGGCCGCCGAUCGUCUGAGCUCCAUCCUGAGCCACCUCAAGCCUGGUGGUGGAAGCGGUAUCAAUGCUGUCACCCAGAAAAACCCCGAUGACAUUGUCAUCACCUUUGCGAUGCGUACUCCCCUGGCCAAAGCCUUCAAGGGUAGCUUCAAGGACACCGAACUGGAUUACCUCGUCUACGUCUUGCUGAAGGAGCUGAUCGCCAAGUCGAAGAUCGAUCCCGCUCUGAUCGAGGAUGUCUGUCUCGGCAAUGUCGGAGACGGCAAAGCCGCCUAUCUCGUCCGCGCCGCCUCCCUUGCAGCCGGUAUCCCCCACACCGCCGGCGGCUCCUCCGUGAACCGCUUCUGCUCAUCCGGUCUGAAGGCCGUGCAAGACAUCGCGAACCAGAUCCAGCUCGGAGCGAUCGACAUCGGAGUCGCCGUGGGCGCGGAAUCCAUGUCCUCCAACGGAGACCGUAUCGGCCGCCCUUUCAACGAAGAGGUCCUCAAGAACCAGGAAGCCGCCGACUGCAUGCAGCCGAUGGGCCAGACUUCCGAGAACGUCGGUUCGGACUUCAACAUCCCGCGCGAAGCGCAGGACAAGUACGCCGCGGAGUCGUUCCAGCGCGCCGAAGCCGCCCAGAAGGCCGGCUGGUUCGACGACGAGAUCCUUCCGGUCACUACCAAGGUCAAGGACCCCAAGACCGGCGAGGUGAAGACCAUCACUGUCUCCAAAGACGAGGGCGUCCGCUACGGCACCACCGCGGAAUCGCUCGCGAAAAUCCGCCCCGCUUUCCCCCAGUUCGGCAACCGCAGCACCGGCGGUAACUCCAGCCAAGUGACCGACGGCGGCGCCGCGCUGCUGCUCAUGCGCCGCUCCAAAGCCAUCGAGCUGAACCAGCCCAUCCUGGCCAAAUUCUGCGGCGCCACCGUCGCCGGCGUGCCGCCCCGCAUCAUGGGGAUCGGCCCCACGGCGGCGAUUCCCAAGCUGCUGACCAAGUUCAACCUCAACAAGGAUGAGAUCGACCUCUACGAGAUCAACGAGGCCUUUGCGUCCAUGGCUGUCUACUGCGUCAACAACCUGGGCUUGGACCACGCUAAGGUGAACCCCCGUGGUGGCGCCAUCGCGCUUGGCCAUCCGCUGGGAGCGACGGGCGCGCGCCAGAUCUGUACCGCGCUGAGCGAGGCGCGUCGUGCUAAUAAGAAGGUUUUGGUCACUAGUAUGUGUAUUGGGACUGGGCAGGGUAUGGCUGGGCUGUUCGUGAAUGAGCAGAUUUGAUUGUGCUUGCGUCUUGGAUACGCUUUGGCAUAGAUAGACCUUUGGAUCCAUCCUUGACUUACGGUUGUACAAUGGCAAAAUAAAUGUCGGUAGAUAGCAUAUAGGAAAUAUGUGUAUCUCAAUGAAGUCAC